CUGUCCGUCCUCCUCAAACUGUCUCAUCCUGUCUCUCAUCAUGUCUCAGUGUCUCCCCGUCUUGCUGCUGUUGGCCCUGGCGUGCCUGGCCCGGUUCGGCUCGGCUCUGCCCGUAGACAGCCAGGCCGAGCUGAAGAAGGUGCAGGUCGCCCUGGAAGAGCUGAAUGCCGAGAGACGAGCGAUGAGUGAACGUCUGGAUGCAGCUGAGAGGGAACUGCAGAGAGUCAAAGAAACACCUAAAGUUGCAUUCGCUGCCUCACUGGGAGGAAAUGGCCUCGUGAAGACGACGACCGCCAACAAAGACCUCAUCUACAGGGACGUCUUGACCAACGUCGGCGGGGCGUACAACGCUGAGACCGGUGAAUUCACCGCACCGAUUCGUGGUGUCUACUACAUCCGUUUCACCGCCAACGGUCCCACCGACUUCCCCCUGAGCGCCGUGCUCUACAAGAACAACGCUGAGAUCCAGCUGAUCGCCCACGAGCAGCCGUCCGGCGAGGGCAGCGACACGGCGUCCAACGGCGCCGCCCUGCGGCUGGAGAAGGGCGACAAGCUGAAGAUGGUGCUGUGGCUCAACACUCAGAUCUGGGACAACAGCAACCACCACAGCACCUUCAGCGGCUUCCUGCUGUUCCCCAUGGUAGACGAAGCUCCGACAGAGUCUGAAGUCGAUCUGAAGACUCUGCAGGCUUCAGUGACGCAGUUUCAGACUGAGAACCAGGGAGUGAAGGAGAGACUGGAGACCACAGAGAGGGAGCUGAAGGCCAUGAGAGAGAUACCGAAGGUGGCGUUCGCAGUUUCUCUCGGAGGAGACGGACUCCAGAAGACGACAUCAGGAAGCAAAACUCUCAUUUACAAAGAUGUCCUGACCAACAUCGGACAGGCGUACAACUCUGAGACAGGUGUUUUCACAGCACCUGUUCGUGGCGUCUACUACAUCCGUUUCACAGCCAACGCUCCCACCGACUUCCCCAUGAGCGCCGUUCUUUACAAGAACGACGCUGAGAUCCAGCUGAUCGCCCACGAGCAGACGUCCGGCGCCGGCAGCGACACGGCGUCCAAUGGCGGCGCCCUGCUGCUGGAGACAGGCGACAGGCUCUCCAUGCAGCUGUGGCAGAACACUCAGAUCUGGGACAACAGCAACCGCCACAGCACCUUCAGCGGCUUCCUGCUGUUCCCCAUCAACUCUGACAACCUGUAACCAUCAGCUGACAGGAUGUGACAUCACUGCUGACUGAACUGGUCGAGUCCAGUUAGACCUUAACAUCUCCAGUUCCCCUUUCAUACAGUCUGACUGGUUUCACUUUAAAGUUCAAAUACAAAAUAAAAGCUCUUUGAAUCAUUCAA
Sebastes umbrosus (honeycomb rockfish) is the source of this 1347-nucleotide messenger RNA. Its product is annotated as heavy metal-binding protein HIP-like. Lineage: Eukaryota; Metazoa; Chordata; Actinopteri; Perciformes; Sebastidae. The transcript has 8 exons. Gene Ontology annotation, molecular function: protein binding. The record is from RefSeq and is a predicted model, not a curated record. The coding region runs from base 41 to 1201 and encodes 386 amino acids.